AUGUCUGACGUCGCCGAAACCAAGCCCGACCCCACCACCAACGCUCCUGAGGGGUCCUCUGAGGCCGCCGCCGUUGCGGAAGAGACUCCCAAGACGGAGGAGACCAAGUCCGUGACGGAGACGGUCGUGGAGGCAGCCAAGGACUCUGUGAACAAGACUACUGACAACGUCUUCUCCAUGUUCGGCGGUGGCCCCAAGAAGGAGAAGAAGGAGACGGAGGAUGCCGUGAACGAGCCAUCUGGCUCUUCCAAGGCGCAGAAGGCUGAGGGCGAUGAGGAGGAAGCUCCUGAAUCCCCCGAAGUCCACUUCGAGCCCGUCAUCCAUCUUACCGAGAAAGUCGAGACCAAGACCAACGAGGAGCUCGAGGAGCAGACCUUCAAGAUGCGGGCCAAGCUUUUCCGCUUCGACCGCGAUUCCAAGGAGUGGAAGGAGCGUGGCACUGGUGACGUGAGACUGUUGAAGCACAAGGAGAACCAGAAGACCCGUCUGGUCAUGCGCAGAGACAAGACCCUCAAGGUUUGCGCAAACCACUACAUUGUUCCGGACAUGAAGCUGGCCCCCAACGUUGGUAGUGACCGCAGUUGGGUGUGGAACGCUGCCGCGGACGUGAGCGAGGGUGAACCUGAGGCUUCUACUCUUGCCAUUCGUUUCGCCAACAGUGAGAAUGCCAACCUCUUCAAGGAAGCAUUCGAGAAAGCUCAGCAGGCGAACCAGAAGCUUUUUGAACAGGAGCAUUGGUUUGAAUUUGUAGAAAGAGACUACUAUACUAACCACUAUGCCAGCCAGGUAUCCGUUGCAACCCAGCCAGAUCUCACGAAAGUUCCGCCCGCCCUUGCAAGCCAAGUGGCCAAGAUGCCUGAUGUCAAGAGAACAGUCCGGCUGGUGACCGAGCAGCAUGUCAUAAACAAGGACUCUGGAGUCGAGGGUUUCCCGCUGCGGUCAUGGUCUAUUGAGAUCUAUGUCUUGAACGAACAUGGCGAGCAAGUGCCUGCUACUGUGUUCAGCAAGGUGACUUAUAGCUUACACCCUAGCUUUGGCGACAAGGCUAUUCAAACCUUCAAGAACCCUCCGUUUCGAAUUCAAGAAGAAGGAUGGGGUGAAUUCGACAUGCAGAUCUCUCUCACGGCUGAUAAGGAGCACUCUGUCACCCAUGACUUGAACUUUGCGCUACCACGCUACGAGUCCAAGCACGUCAUUACAUUCAAAAACCCCAAGCCUGCCUUACUCGCCCUCCUGCGAGAAUCGGGCCCGGUCCCCGGCGAUGAGAACGGGGUCAAGUCGAAACGCGCCGCCGGGGGCGAGGAGAGCGCCAAGAAGAAAAAGAAGGUUGAUAUGGAUAAGCUGGCGGACGGUCUGCAGAAACUGGGCGAAGAUGAUCUCCUCCAGGUGGUCCAGAUGGUACAUGAUCACAAAGCUCCGGACUCGUACACCAAGAACGAUGUUGAGCAGGGCGAGUUCCAUGUAGAUCUUUAUACCCUACCUGACAGUCUGAUUAAGAUGUUAUGGGAUUUCACGCAAGAGAAGGGUGCUCUUUAG
Molecule: messenger RNA, 1536 nt
Organism: Penicilliopsis zonata CBS 506.65
Lineage: Eukaryota; Fungi; Ascomycota; Eurotiomycetes; Eurotiales; Aspergillaceae
Exons: 12
Coding region: 1-1536 (511 amino acids)
Biological process (GO): regulation of DNA-templated transcription; nucleocytoplasmic transport
Cellular component (GO): cytoplasm; nuclear pore
Molecular function (GO): GTPase activator activity
Source: RefSeq, a predicted model, not a curated record